This is a messenger RNA of Halichondria panicea, 1783 nucleotides long. RefSeq names its product comE operon protein 3-like. Bases 110 to 1273 code for a protein of 387 amino acids. The transcript is spliced from 3 exons. The record is from RefSeq and is a predicted model, not a curated record. NCBI's taxonomy places the organism in Eukaryota, Metazoa, Porifera, Demospongiae, Suberitida, Halichondriidae.
ACAUUACAAAUGACCAAAUAUAGAAGCCAAGGCAGCAAUUAUUUAAUCACUGUGUCCAUUGACAAUUUAGUUACAGUUACUAUAGCUGUGAGUACUUAGACUAUACACAAUGGCUAAAAAAGAAGAUACAGAAGGACUUAAAUAUAUUACAGAUGGAGUAAAACACCUAGAUGUACAAGCAUCAGAUGUACUUAUACAUGUUAUCAAUGUCGGGCAGGGUGACUCAAUAUUGGUGGAAGUAGGUAUGGUAGAUUCGAAGAAGUUCUACCUUGUAGACGGAGGUCUUACAUGUAGUGAUACACCACCAUACACCAACUUGGAAAUAACUCUGCGUGAGAAGGGACUCCUGAUGAAAAAGGAGACAAAAAGAGAGACGGUUCUCCUAGAUGCCAUCAUCAUAACACACCCUGAUGAAGAUCAUUUGGGCGGGGUCAACAAGCUUAUUGCCAACUACACCAUCACAUGCCCAGUUAUAACAACGGAAGCAACGAUGCUGACAAAAGCCAAUUUGACAUAUGACGAACCAGGCCUUCCUGAAGAAGUCAAACUAAUGUUCCCAACGGCACGUCGAAGAAUAUACAAAGAUAUCACAAAUAAGACAGAGAUAAUGAAAGAUCCAAAAUUUUUUCCAGAGCCCAAGGACAAAAGUAACAAAAGUAACAAAAGUAGUAUCCUGUUUGCUGUUGUUGGAAGUGUUCUUCUCACUGGGGAUUCUACUGGCCAACUCAUCAACGAAGCAACCGGACUAGGCAAAGAACUAGCAGAAACGCAAAAACUACGUGUCUUUCAAGUUCCACAUCAUGGCAGUGAAGCUAACAGUUUCAUACCAUAUGAAGCAGCAAAGAAAAUCCCUAGCACUGACCCCCUACAUGCCCUAAAGGGUAAACAUGAUGCAUACAAAUAUGCUCUGUUCUAUAGGGGAAUCAAGGCACAUACAUAUUUUGUAUCACACGGUGAUCACGGACUAUUUCAACACCCACACAGAAAUGUCAUUACAGGCAUUCUUUUAGCUGCUGUCACAGAAGAAACGAAUUGUGAGCUAGUUGUUACUGGAACUUUCCAUCAAGACAAGAUCAACUAUCCCACGGAAGCCAAGUUCCCAGGCUUCCCCCGGAAUUGGGAAGACUAUGUAACAAUACUGGAUCCUGAAAAUGGAGACAAAACUCCAUAUAUUACCAUUGGUAGAGAAGGACGUCCUCCCAACACUAAGAAAUGGGAGCCUGAACCAGCAGCAAGGCCUACAAGGGCAAAGCAGCCAGCUAAACAUGAUUGAGUGAGAGUGUGGAAUGCAAAACAAAGCAAGAUACCCUUUAAUAUAUGUAACUGUCAUGUACACAACGACUCAGUAGUAGCUAGGCACAACACAAGAUACCCUUUAAUAUAUGUAACUGUCAUGUACAUAACUAGAGCACUACCCAGUAGUAGCUAGGCACAACAAAGCAAGAUACCCUCAUUUAUGCAACUGUCAUGUACAUAACUAGAGUACUAAUUUAAAAGUGCAAACUUUCGGUUGGUGACAUGAUAAUAAAGAAACCAGAGGAGUGAUUGCCAAGCGCCUUAGCGCGAGGCAACUAAUACUGCAUCGUAUCUCAGAAAACCUUUGUAUGUUAUAGUUAUAACACGGGCACAAGGGAUGUAUGGAAUAUAUUGCACUGAAGCACGAGGGCGUAAGCCCCGAGGGCUGAGUGCAAUAUAUUCCAUGCAUCCCGAGUGCACGUGUAAUAACUAGUUUAUAUCCCGAGGGCAUAGCAACAUAACACUGUCUUAGUAACACAAUAUAAAC